CAGGGAAGGGUUAAACGUUCUUGGGCUUCCUAGGCUCUCGCCCCUCCCCUCCUGAACUUCCUCUCCAGCCUUGGCCUCGGAACCCAGAGCCACCAGCCACCCUUGCGCCCUGCCCCGGGUCAUCAUGGCCUGCCUGAGUCCCUCACAGCUCCAGAAGUUUCAGGAGGAUGGAUUCCUAGUGCUGGAAGGGUUCUUAUCUGCAGACGAGUGUGAGGCCAUGCAACGGAGGAUUGAUGAGAUCGUGGCCGAGAUGGAUGUCCCUCUCCACUGUCGCACGGAAUUUUCUACCCAGGAGGAGGAGCAGCUGCGAGCCCAGGGCAGCACAGACUAUUUCUUAAGCAGCGGUGACAAGAUUCGAUUCUUCUUUGAGAAAGGCGUCUUUGACAAACAAGGAAAUUUCCUGGUCCCACCGGAGAAAUCCAUCAACAAAAUUGGCCAUGCCCUACAUGCUCUCGACCCCGUCUUCAGGCAUGUCACACACUCCAGCAAGGUGCAGGCUUUGGCCAGAAGUCUGGGCCUCCAGAUGCCUGUGGUGGUGCAGAGCAUGUAUAUCUUUAAGCAACCUCACUUCGGAGGUGAAGUCGCCCCUCACCAGGACGCCUCCUUCCUGUACACGGAGCCCCUGGGUCGGGUGCUGGGCCUGUGGAUUGCCCUGGAAGACGCCACGCUGGAGAACGGCUGCCUCUGGUUCAUCCCUGGGUCCCACACAGGUGGAGUGUCGAGAAGGAUGGUCCGGGCCCCUGCUGGCUCGGCGCCUGGCACCAGCUUCCUCGGGUCGGAGCCAACCCGGGAUAACAGCCUCUUUGUGCCCACACCAGUGCUGAGAGGGGCCCUCGUCCUGAUCCACGGAGAAGUGGUUCACAAGAGCGAGCAGAACCUCUCUGACCACUCGCGCCAGGCCUACACUUUCCACCUCAUGGAGGCUGCUGGCACCGUCUGGAGCCCAGAUAACUGGCUCCAGCCGACCCCCGAGCUGCCCUUUCCCCCACUGUACACCUAAAGGCCCUCUCAGGGCAGGGACACGUCCGCUCUCGGGUGAAGCUACGGGCCACCAACACCAGCGCCUUGCCCGACCGCCUGGCCUCAACAGGGAAGCCACGUCUCUCCUCCAGGGAUUUCCUCAUGCUGGUGUCUCUGCAGACAGGCGGGCACGAGGUGGUAGCCUGGUAGCAGGAGCCCGGGCUGGGUGCCCUUCCUGACAUCUCUCUCCGCUUUUCCCUACCCUAACACAACCUGCCCCGAGAUGCAGCCUCACAGCCAUGAAAAGGGUUCUCGCUUCUUUGCCGGCUUCUCAGUCUUCUCCCCUCUCGAUGGAAGUCUUGGUUAGUAUGGUGGGAGACACUGAAUAAACACGACUUCCAAAUGCA
Molecule: messenger RNA, 1367 nt
Organism: Bubalus bubalis (water buffalo)
Lineage: Eukaryota; Metazoa; Chordata; Mammalia; Artiodactyla; Bovidae
Gene: PHYHD1
Product: phytanoyl-CoA dioxygenase domain containing 1
Exons: 11
Coding region: 125-1000 (291 amino acids)
Source: RefSeq, a predicted model, not a curated record